Messenger RNA from Myxocyprinus asiaticus (Chinese sucker), 3660 nucleotides. RefSeq names its product FAST kinase domain-containing protein 4-like. Lineage: Eukaryota; Metazoa; Chordata; Actinopteri; Cypriniformes; Catostomidae. Gene Ontology annotation, biological process: mitochondrial RNA processing; regulation of mitochondrial mRNA stability. The record is from RefSeq and is a predicted model, not a curated record. Gene Ontology annotation, molecular function: RNA binding. The coding region runs from base 745 to 2643 and encodes 632 amino acids. Gene Ontology annotation, cellular component: ribonucleoprotein granule; mitochondrial matrix. The transcript is spliced from 13 exons.
UUCAGCUCUGUAGGUCUAUACAAUGCAAGUAAAUGGGUACUAAAACUUUGAAGCUCCAAAAGCAAAUAAAGCAUGAUUAAAUUACAGUGGUUAAAUCCAUGUAUUUACAAGUGUGGGUGAGAAACAGAUCAAUAUUUAAGUCCUUUUUUUUACUGUGAAUCUCCAUUUUCACUUUCACAUUUUUUUUUAUUUUUUAUUUUUUUUUUUGGCGAUUCACAUUAUUCGUAAUAGGGUAAUAUAACACAAAGCAUUAUGUAUAAAUUUACACUCAAUAUUUAAAAAAAAAAAAAAACUAUAAUAUAAAAAAACUGUGCGUCUGAGCGUCAUCACAGUCUGUGAAAAAGGUCUAUUAAGAUGUGCUGUUGCCUCAGAAUAAACAACUGUAUGUGUUUCCAUGAAAAAAUAAAUAAAUAAAUAAAUAAAAUAAAUUAAAAAAUAAAUAAAUUAAGAUGUGCUGUUGAAACCACGUGUUGCAGGUUCACUGACGCAAAAACUACGCGACUCCUGCUGAUCCCUUCGCCCAUGUGAAUGUCGUCACCGGUGUCUUAUAAAAACUCAUAUGACAAGGUCAUCAAAUGUUCUUGUUGGUAAUGUUGACAGUUUCGUAAGCUCAUUGCGGCGCCUCCUCAAAUCGGCAAGGUCAGAAUAGACUUCAGCUCAGUGACAGACUGUCAGGUGGCCAGGUGAGAUGUGGGUGCAAAUGCUUUGAUUGUUUUAUUGAACACCGGAAGUCCCGUCUCCAAAAUGACCACCAGGCUGCUGUGCAGAUGGGCACGACAUUUUCCUCACUGCCCUCAGGCUGCUGCAGCGUCAGCCCGACUACAGAUGCCCACAGUUCACUCCACAGGGCCAGCGUGCUCGUUGACCAUUUCUUGGAUCCAGUCUGCUUCUAGACACCUCUGUCAGAGCAGUGAACUGGCCAAGGUGGAGGAGUCCCCAAUUCCAUAUGAACGCUCAGAAAUAGUCGGACUUGUUGAAAAGGCAGCCACUCCACAGGAAGUGCUUCAGUUGUGGGCAGAGCAAGGUGGAUCUGCUGGUGAUGCAGCCAGGUGUCUGAUCCAGCUAAGUCUGAGGGUCAUGGAGAAGGGUGGAGACGGAAUUCUGCAGGACCCAUGCUGUGAAAACAUGCUGGAGACAGUAAACUCUCAGGUGUCUUCAGUAUGGAAUGGGUCUCUAGUGGCUCUCCUGCGUGCUCUCACUAUGUUGGGUCUCCCUUCUGAUGCCCCUCUGCUCCACUCUCUCCAGAAUGAAGUGCUUUGGAGGAUUCGACGCCUCACUUACCGUCACCUUGCCUACCUGGUGGACUGGGUAGCGUUUCAGCGCAGUAAAGGGCAGGAAAAUGAAGCUCUUACCAAAACCCUGCUGAAACAGCUUGAGCUGCGCUGGACUGAGCUGUGUGAUCCUCGUACCAUCACCAUUCUCAUGAGCCGUGCCUCACUCCUCUCCCCAUCUCUCAUGGACAAACUAGAGGACAAGGCCCUGGAGUUGUCUGAGAACUUCAGUGCAGAGGAUAUCAGCAGGGUGGCGUUUGCAUUGGCUGCUCAAAACAGGAGAGCCGUUCCUUUGUUGCGGGCACUCUCAUAUCACCUGAACCAGAAACCCUCCUUGGAACUAAAAACACCACUGCUGCUUGAUGUUGCAUAUGCUUAUGGUAAGCUGAAUUUUCACCAGACACAGGUACUCCAGAGAAUAGCUGCAGAGUUAUUGCCUAGGUUAUCAGAACUGAGUUCACUUGACGUCACACGCUGUGCCAAGUCUCUGGCCUUCCUCAAGUGGCUACACCUUCCUCUGUUUGAAGGCUUUGCUCAGCACUACUUGAGUAAUAGUGAAAAGUACAGCACUCUGCAAGUGUGUAAUCUCCUCAUGUCUUUCGCCAAACUCAACUUCCAUCUCAGCAAAAGGGCGGAGUUCUUCCCAAAGGUGCAUACAGCUUUGGAAAGUGCCUUUCAAAAUUUAGAGCCCUUUCUGAAAACAGAUGUGGUUUGGUCACUGUGUGUACUGAACCAGGCCAAGCCUGAUUACAUCACCUCUGUUACAAAGCCUGCCUUUCAGAAGAAACUAUCAGCAGGUGGCAGUGCCGGCCGGACCGAGAACUAUCGACAGAAAUUAUUACAUAUCUCUGCCUAUGCUCAGCUGGAGCCUCUUGGAGCCACUGUCGCUGCAUCCCCCAUUGUGCUGCUGCCAGUUCUUCAGAGCAAAGUGGAGUCCAACACUCCUCUUCAGAGCGGCCUACACACAGCCCUUCAGAACCUGACCAACAGUCGGACACAGGCCCUCCGCACUGCUGUAAAAACAGUAUACGGCUGGACUAUUGAUGGAGAGCUUGUAGUAGAUUCAGAAAAUAGGUCUAUUGAUUUAGAGAACAUAAAAGCUCCUCAUUUACCUGGAGGAGGUGGGACUGAUGCCUUACCUGCAGGGACAAGACGGAUAGCAUUUGUGGCUUUGGAGUUUCCUAACUUUUGUCUCAGGAGCAAGGAUCUUCUAGGGCGCUUUGUGAUGCAGAAACGCCACCUACAGCUGGCUGGGUUUAUAGUGGUGGAGGUGCCGUACUUUGAAUGGCUGGAGCUGAAGUCUGAUUGGCAGAAAGUGGCUUACCUAAAGGACAAGUUAGGGAAGGCAGUGGCUGAGGACAUGGCGAAGUGAGACGAUGGACCAGCGUUUCAUCAAACCUAUCAAUAUCUUUAAAUGCUUUCACACAAACAGUGGUGUGGCACAAGCUGCUAAAAUAAAUCUACAGACCCAGGCAAAACAUUACAGAUGAGGGAAGGAUAAUAAGUACUACCACACAUACUAUGCACACAUGUAUAACUAUGAAAGGAAUGUUGGUGUCCAUACGUUCCAUGGUGCAAAAAUCUGAACAUCAGAUUUGAAUAAAGGAGUGAAAUGAAACGUGUGUCUGGGAGCUGUGAUCUCUGUAUGCAGAGAGCACAGAACCUCCAGAAAUCAGCAGAUGCUUAAAAGCAACAAGUGAUUGAAGAGUGACAAAAGUGAUUUUCACCGCAGGGGAAACCAUUCCUCACAACCACAUUAAAUUAUCAUAUCUUUGCUUCUAUUGUCUAAAACAUUGUACAUUGUUGUCCUCAAAAACGACUGGACAACAUCUUUUUACUACCACUAACAAUAAAUACAUACGAAACCUGUUGUUGAUGCAGUUGCCUAGACGACAACUAGGGCUUUCCUUGUUUCCAAGGAGACAGUUGUUAAAGUUGAUCGCUCAGAAACUGAGAGUUCAGUACUUAAAAGAUGCUUUUAUUACAGAGUACCUCUCUACUUUUCCUAUUAAUUACUGUAGUAAAGGUGAAAAAUAAUGUUAAAGAGAUAGUUCUUCUAAAAAAUUUAAAUUCUGUCAUUUACCUCAUGUUGUUCCAAAGCUAUAUAACUUAUUUCUUCCGUGGAACUCUGAGGAUGUUAGGCAGAACGUUAGGGACUGACAUGCUUAGUCACCAUUCACUUGCAAUGCAUGUAAAAAAGAUUCAAUGAAAGUGAAUGGUGACUGAGGCUGUCAUUCCCUAAAAUUCUGCCUAACGUCUUUUUGUGUUUCACAUAAAAAAGUAAUUUAUUUGGUUUUGGAACAACAUAAGGGUAAGUAAAUGCUGACAGUAUUUUCAUAUUUGUGUGAUCUGUCCCUUUAAUAAUAUAUGAUUAAAAACUCUUCUUGAC